Molecule: messenger RNA, 3126 nt
Organism: Acanthopagrus latus (yellowfin seabream)
Lineage: Eukaryota; Metazoa; Chordata; Actinopteri; Spariformes; Sparidae
Exons: 5
Coding region: 94-825 (243 amino acids)
Biological process (GO): adaptive immune response
Cellular component (GO): membrane
Molecular function (GO): signaling receptor activity
Source: RefSeq, a predicted model, not a curated record
GAGUCAUGAAGCAUCGCAGGUCACGGGACUCAGAGCCAAGAAAGGGACAAUGCAUGAGGGAGCAGCCUGGAGAUUCAGAUAGGAGGCACGGCCAUGAAGACGAGCUUUGCGUGCAUUCUCAUUUUCAUUCAGCUCUUUGAAGUCUAUGCAGAGUUGAUCUUCAGGAAGCUGACAGAGAACCAGUCACUGGAGCUCUCAUGCACCCCUCAGCUGGAGCACAGCAGCCUCACAGGCCUCCACCUUUACCACCGCAGUGCCCAGAGCCAGACCACCCUGCUGUCGCUGUCAGAGGGUGGCGAGGUCAGGGUCAACCCGGAGCACAGGGGCCGUCUGCAGCUCUGUGGAGGACUGGACUCCCCGCAGAUAAAUGUGACCACAUCACAUUUACAGCCCAGUGACACAGGACUCUAUGUGUUGGAGCUGAGCUACAGAGAGAGGAACUCUGAGCAGAUCAUCUUCAUCAGCGCUCAAAAGGUGUUCUUGUUGGUUGAAGGGACAGGGAGUUCAUGCCGGUGCCCUCCCAGCUACCCUUCACUGCUCUUGACCGUCUUUACGGCAGCGGGCCUUCUUCUGCUCACACUCAGCUGGCUGGCCAUAGACAAAUGUACGAAGACGAAGACGAAGCCUCAUCAAACACCACAACCCCCUGUUCCAAUCUACGAGGAAAUGACCUGGAAGCAGCAGAGCACCGGAAUCCCCCAAAAUAACCACGAGGGCCCCUCACACCUGGAGGAAGUCAACUUCCCCGUGUAUGCUAACCCCAACAUCCGACAACCACAGGACAACUACUACGCCUGUCCCAGGCAGCUCGCCCUGAGAGCCUGACGUGACUUCUGGCAUUAAAAUAAUGGUGCAGCAGACACGUACCGGAAAUGACACCAGCUCUGCAACUGAGGAAAUAUGAUGUGACCGCAUGUGAGAGGCGACAACUCACCCAGGAAAUGAGAGAUCUCAGAUUUGUGGAACAAAAGCAGAUGGGCAAAUAACCACAAGAAAAAAAAAAGCUAUUUUAUUAAUAUUUGAAAGAAGCUCCAUAGUUCAUGAAAACAUUUGUUUCGGUGCAUGUCAUUUAACAAUCACAUUCUAUGAGGAGAAAGAGAUAUACAGAGAGAAAAAUUAAAACAUUACAAGCCACUGACUUUUCAUUAAAUCUCGGUACAGACAUUUUUACUUAAUAUUGAAAAAAAAAAAGGCAAAAAAACAAAACAAAACAAAACAAAAAAACAGCCCUAAUCCCAUACCCCCCCAUCCCACCCCUCAAGAAAACCAUAACAACUGAGAAAAAAACCCCUUGAGGGUGACAGGCUAGAAUCCCACAGUGCUAAAGAGUGAGACGCUCAUUGGUUUUAGGAAUACACAGCAUGGCGAUGUAGCGCUAGGUCAAUCUGAAUCAGGGGAGGGAAGCUGGAGGCAGGGGGCUCGACGUAAAUCUCCUCUCCACCCCCUCUACCCCCUCAAAAACAAAAACAAAACACACAUUGGAACCCAAAAAACCCCUGCAAUAGAUCAGCCACGUAGAAGUAGGCCAUAAAAUCCCCAUCUUCCACCCCCCCAACCCCAAACACUUGUGCAUAGUUUCAUGAUCCUUUACAACCAGCUCAUGUUUUACAAACAUCCUCCAAAUUGUGAAAAAUGUUCCACAAAAGUCUGAUUUAUCUAUUAAUAAUAAUACCCGCUGUGGGAGAAUGAGAGAGAGAUAGAGAGAGAGAGAGAAAGAGGAAAGAAAGAGUAAUGCACAAUGUUCCUGAUUCAGUCAGGACGGGACCUCAUUAAGAAAACACAAUAAAGAUUCAAACAUACAGCAUUUUGCAUGUUAUUCACGGUCUUUUUUUUCACAAUCAAAAUCAUUGACCUCUUUUUUUUUUGUUGUUUUUAAAUGUAAAGCAAUUUUAAUAUAUAGAUUUAUAUAUAAAGCACUCCAUUUUCAUUUAAAGUCCAUUAUUUGGUUAUUAUGUAACUGCUACGGAUUUAGAAACAAAAGGUAUUUUCUCUUCUGAAAUCCAUAACUUUCAGUGCUUAGAAUCGUUUCUUUUAAAUCAUCCUUUUUUUUUGUGUUUUUUUGUGUUUUUUGUUUUACUCAUCAUAAAAAUGUACAUUAAAAUGGCGUGGAGUUGGUACUCUGGAACCCUGGCCUUCCUGAGACAAGAUCCACUUUUUCGUGUGUGUGCAAGAUAGUGAGCAAUUAUGUCUUUUUUUUCUUUUCUUUUUUAUAUAAAGGAAAAAUAUAUAUAAUCAACAUAAAACAUACAGGCUUUAGAUAGUCCAUGAAAUCAACAUUAACACAGAACAAAGAAGGUUAAACAGAACGAGACAACACUGUUCAAUCCCAGAGUUCUGAAAGUAGCACAAUAAAUCUUCAUUCUGUGAAGUGUUGCACUUUUUUUUUUUUUUUUUUAAAUGGAAGCAUUUGUCCUUUUUUCUUUGUCCAACAUUCCCAUGGUUUAAUUAUUUUGUCUUGCUGAUUUAUUUCUUCUGAACUCCAGAAAAAAACAAAGUGUUUGUAAACUGUCAGUGGCCUUGCAGGGAAAAAAAAAAGAAUGACAAACAUGGAGUGAAUUGAACAGAAGUGAAAACAGAACGAAAGCUAACAAACCAAAAAGGUAGGCACCUCUGAAGUGAGCCCUAGUAACCAAGGCUCAGUCUGAUGUCUUGUCCUUCACUCUCUCCGUUGCUCAGAUUCGGGAGAGCUGAAGUCCUUCUACCCCCAAUCUAUGGCCACAGGUCUGCAAAAUACUUUUUUUGCUGCAUUUUUUUUAUACAUAUGUGAUUUUUUUUUUCUUCAGUUUUCUCGUUUUUUUUUUAGUUUUUUUUUUUUUUUUUUAGGUUUACAGUCUGAAAAAUGGUGCAAUACUCAAUUAUGAUCCAUACUUUCUUGGAUUAUUCCACAAUGAAAGCCACUAAGGUAGAUAAACAUUACAUUUUAAAAACACACUUAUUUUAGUCCUUGAGUAAACAUUUACACAUGAACUGUCCCCGUCUCCCCUCAGUACUUGUAUCAUGUUGUUCAUUUAGCUGGAUGAGGGGUGAGGCCGACACUCAGUGCAACGCUAGAGGCUAGUAACAAUUAACAUCAGAAUAUAUUUUUGACAAGCAAAAAGAAAAAAACAAAACAAAACAAAAAAAAAA